This is a messenger RNA of Protopterus annectens (West African lungfish), 1685 nucleotides long. RefSeq names its product capping actin protein of muscle Z-line subunit beta (gene CAPZB). The record is from RefSeq and is a predicted model, not a curated record. Lineage: Eukaryota; Metazoa; Chordata; Ceratodontiformes; Protopteridae. Gene Ontology annotation, biological process: barbed-end actin filament capping; actin cytoskeleton organization; cell morphogenesis. Gene Ontology annotation, cellular component: F-actin capping protein complex; cytoplasm. Gene Ontology annotation, molecular function: actin filament binding. The transcript is spliced from 10 exons. Bases 147 to 980 code for a protein of 277 amino acids.
CUGUGACCCGGAAGUGUACUCUUGCAGCAACCGAGGAAGUGGAGGGUCUAGGAGUGGGACAGGUUGAAAGAAGGGGUUUCGCUGAAGUUUUCCACGUCUUUAUCUGAAUUGCAAAAAUCAGGCAACUGUCCCUAACACGAGACAACAUGAGUGACCAGCAGUUGGACUGUGCCUUGGACUUAAUGAGGCGCUUGCCUCCACAACAAAUUGAGAAGAACCUCAGCGACCUCAUUGAUCUGGUCCCAAGUCUCUGUGAAGACCUCCUCUCCUCGGUAGACCAGCCUCUAAAAAUUGCCAGAGACAAGGUAAUAGGCAAAGAUUACCUGCUUUGUGACUACAACAGAGAUGGUGAUUCAUACAGGUCACCGUGGAGUAACAAGUAUGACCCUCCACUGGAGGAUGGUGCUAUGCCUUCAGCUCGGCUGCGUAAAUUAGAAGUGGAAGCCAACAAUGCUUUUGACCAGUACAGAGACCUAUAUUUCGAAGGUGGAGUGUCUUCGGUGUAUCUUUGGGAUCUAGACCAUGGUUUUGCUGGUGUAAUUCUCAUCAAGAAGGCUGGUGAUGGCUCUAAGAAGAUCAAAGGCUGCUGGGACUCCAUCCAUGUUGUGGAGGUGCAGGAAAAGUCUAGUGGUCGCACAGCCCAUUACAAGCUCACAUCUACAGUGAUGCUUUGGCUACAGACUAACAAAACCGGAUCUGGUACCAUGAAUCUGGGAGGUAGCCUUACUCGUCAGAUGGAAAAAGAUGAGACUGUAAGCGACUCAUCCCCACACAUAGCAAAUAUUGGACGGCUUGUAGAGGACAUGGAAAAUAAGAUCAGAAGUACGCUGAAUGAAAUUUAUUUUGGCAAAACAAAGGACAUAGUCAAUGGACUGAGAUCAAUCGAUGCUAUACCUGACAACCAAAAGUAUAGACAGUUGCAGAGAGAACUUUCUCAAGUCCUGACUCAGCGACAGAUAUACAUCCAACCUGAAAAUUAAGGUACCCACCUGACGGUGCAAAGUCUUGCAGACAAGUCAAAACAAGAUGCACUCAAAAAUGAUCUGGUGGAGGCUAUCCGGAAAAAGCAGCAAAAUUAAAGGUCAUCUUUAUGCUACUCAAGACUUGCCAUGCACUCAUUAGUAAUUUUGUAGACACUUUUGUUCCCCAUAUGCCCUCCUGUCUCAUUUUAUGUCCACAUGCAUAUCCGCUGUGAUUCAUCCCAAAGCCAUUUCUUCAUAAUUAAUGCUGUAUAAAAUAUUUGAAGUUUACUUGUUGCUUCAUAGUCUUACAGUUUGACCCCCUUAUGAAAUCUGUCCCUCAUUAAGUUGUCUUUUUUUUGUCAUUAAACUGCGCAAGACAUCACUUGUAUUUUUCAUGUUUUUGUUACGUGUAAAAAUGUAAAACAAAAAUUUAUUAUUGUUUGUCAAAGAAAACUUUUAAGAGGGAUGGGGAAAUGAUUAAAUACCAGAGACCGAUUCAGAGUAUAUGCUGCAUUAUGUCCUUCAGUGUUGUACCAUACAGAAACAGAUGCAGUGAUAGUUUUUUCACAGUAUGCUAAAACGUUCUUGCAUUGAGGAAGACGCUUAUGUUAAUAUUUAGGGAAUGCAGGGUUUUUGUUUAUUUUUUGUAAAGCUUAAAUUGAAAUGUAUGUUCUGUAUUUGAGCCUCCCGACUUAACUGAAUAAAUAUUGAACUGGUUCAGGA